Polypterus senegalus (gray bichir) is the source of this 1008-nucleotide messenger RNA. Its product is annotated as C-Jun-amino-terminal kinase-interacting protein 4-like. Bases 241 to 750 code for a protein of 169 amino acids. Lineage: Eukaryota; Metazoa; Chordata; Cladistia; Polypteriformes; Polypteridae. The record is from RefSeq and is a predicted model, not a curated record. Gene Ontology annotation, cellular component: cytoplasm. Gene Ontology annotation, molecular function: MAP kinase scaffold activity; JUN kinase binding; signaling receptor complex adaptor activity. Gene Ontology annotation, biological process: vesicle-mediated transport. The transcript is spliced from 2 exons.
CGAGUGCCUCAUCAACAACUCAGCUGAGAGCAGACGGAGGAGCGCAGGCAGGCAGGCAGGGAGGGAGGAAAAAGCUACUCGGUCCCUUUAAGGGAGGGACUGCCACUUGUCCGGAUAUUUUCAUUUUUUUUUUAAUGUUGGACUCGUCUUGGGGGAUCCAGUGUGCAUUUGAAGGCGUUUGCUCACUCGCGAAUCCGACAAACGGGGGAGGAGAGAGAGAGAGAGCGAGAAAGAAAGAAAAUGGAGUUAGAGGACGGAGUGGUGUACCAGGACGACCCGGGGACAGCGGCGAUGAUGUCGGAACGGGUCUCGGGCCUGGCCAGCUCCAUCUACCGCGAGUUCGAGCGGCUCAUCGGCAAGUACGACGAGGACGUGGUGAAAGAGCUCAUGCCCCUGGUGGUGGCCGUGCUGGAGAACCUCGACUCGGUGUUUGCCGAGAACCAGGAGCACGAAGUGGAGCUGGAACUGCUCAAGGAGGACAACGAGCAGCUAAUCACCCAGUACGAGCGGGAGAAAGCGUUGAGGAAGCAUGCCGAGGAGAAAUUUAUUGAAUUUGAAGACUCCCAGGAACAGGAGAAGAAAGACCUGCAAGGUCGAGUGGAGUCGCUGGAGUCCUUCUCACGGCAGCUGGAGCUCAAGGCCAAGAACUACGCAGAUCAAAGUAAGCCUCCCCUCCAGUGCCUGUGCCUUGCCCUUGCCAGCCCACCGUGCGGUGUGAUGAGGCGGUGUGCUGGGGUCUCAGUCUUUUGAUUUCAUUACGGGCUCAGCCUCUGUUAUGUAAGCUCCUGGUUUCUGUGUUUUCCAUUUCUGUUUGCCUUUUGUUUCUUUCCCAUGAUACAUAAUGCUGGUAAUGUGACCUCCUGAGCGUGAGCAACACCAUGAGCACCAACCUCGCCUCCUCAGAGAAGCAUCCGUUGGCAGUUUUGUAGCAGUCCGGUGCCGCUAAGAUUCACUUGACGGUGAUUUAUUUGUUUUUAUAGAGGAUCCCAGGGACACCUCCAGCCUUGG